UUAAACCUUUCCUACUUGCAAUGACAAAUCAGCAUCUAUCCAUGCAGGCAUGUUGUGGUAGUUGCGUCCAAGAAAAAGUUUGUUUGGUUGUUUUGAAAUGUAGUUAUCUGUGUCACUGUCACUCUCUUCUUCUACACACAUAUAUAAACACAAACCUUGGUAUUUAAAUUUUGAUGCAUUCAUAUUCCAACAUUUUCAACAGACCUCUCUGUCUUUCUCAAGAAUAGAAAAUCAUGGCUGCUCUGCUUAAUAAACCUAUGCUUUUGUUUCUUUCAUUCGCGGCUAGUUUAUGGUUGUGUUGUCAUUUCUCUGAGGCUGCACUCCCGCGUUUCCAUCACCCCUUGAAAACCGAUGGCUCGCUUAGCUUUUUGGUGGUCGGAGAUUGGGGACGUAAAGGCCUUUUCAACCAAUCUAAAGUUGCUUCUCAGAUGGGAAUAAUCGGCGAGAAACUAGACAUAGAUUUUGUAAUCUCAACUGGUGAUAAUUUUUAUGAAGAUGGUUUGAUGGGCAUCAAUGAUCCUGCAUUUUAUGACUCUUUUAGCAAUAUCUACACUGCACCGAGCUUGCAAAAGACGUGGUACAGUGUUUUGGGCAACCAUGACUAUAGAGGUGAUGUUGAGGCACAAAUGAGUCCUAUUCUUAGGGAGAAGGAUAAGAGAUGGGUAUGCAUGAGGUCCUUCAUUCUCAAUGCAGACAUUGUGGAAUUUUUCUUUGUCGAUACUACUCCAUUCGUAGAUAAAUACUUCACAGAUCCAGGGGACAAUGUUUAUGACUGGAAAGGAGUUCUUCCUCGGAAAAAUUAUCUUUCAAACCUGUUAAAUGAUGUGGAUUUGGCAUUAAAAAGUUCAAGUGCAAUAUGGAAGAUAGUUGUGGGUCAUCAUACAAUAAAAAGUGCAGGGCAGCAUGGUAUCACUGAAGAGCUUGUGGUGAAUUUACUUCCCAUCCUUCAGGAAAAUAAUGUCGAUGUAUACAUGAAUGGGCACGAUCAUUGUUUGGAACACAUCAGUUGCUCCAAGAGUAAAAUUGAAUUUUUAACUAGCGGAGGUGGGUCCAAGGCAUGGAGAGGUAAUGUUAAAGAGUGGAAUCCGGAGGAAAUGAAGUUUUACUAUGAUGGGCAAGGUUUUAUGUCUGUUCAACUGGAUGAAGCUAAAGCAAAUUUCAUAUACUACGAUGUUUUCGGAGAAGUUCUGCACAAAUUUAUGGUUUCCAAAGAGUUUCACUCAACUAGUUAGAGACGUUUAAAGGGGGGAUAAAUUAGCUCAAGGACACUAUAACUCUCUAAUUUAGGACUUGGGAGAUUAUAAAUUCAAAAUGGAUGAUGAAUGAGAUAUUAUAAAAGUGAUCAAGGUUUGGGGGAAAAAAGGGUUGGGGUAUGUAAUUGGAUAUAAUGAAGGACAAUUAUGAAAAGUAGACCCAAAAAAUCACUAUAUAUAUGCAGUUUCAUUGUAAAAGUAAAAUGUAAACAAAAUUCACAUUUUCAUUCAUUGUAACAUGAUUUAGUACAACAAUGUUUUUCUAA
Molecule: messenger RNA, 1519 nt
Organism: Camellia sinensis
Lineage: Eukaryota; Viridiplantae; Streptophyta; Magnoliopsida; Ericales; Theaceae
Product: purple acid phosphatase 3
Molecular function (GO): acid phosphatase activity
Source: RefSeq, a predicted model, not a curated record